Messenger RNA from Amoebophrya sp. A25, 2441 nucleotides. The record is from the annotation of a GenBank genome assembly. NCBI's taxonomy places the organism in Eukaryota, Dinophyceae, Syndiniales, Amoebophryaceae.
UGUGGAUGUCAGGCUGAAGCAGAAAAGCCGUAAAGAAGUCGAGAGACGAGGCAGGAGAGGAUAAUAAUCUCCGGUCAUUGGUGGACGUGAAGCGAGAGGCUUGAGAGACAUGGAGCUCAUACCAAGAUCACUCAAAUUUUGCAGGAUUGAUUCGGAGUAAUGCUUUGAAUGAGCACGAGAUCUGUCUUCAGUUUUUUUCUCCUUCCAGCGCCCCUUUUCUCCAAGAAAAUAUUUAGUCUUUUUUUCGCGUGUACGUGUUUGUCUCUGUGGUUGCUUGAAUUUCAUCUACUAGGAAAGUUUAUAAAUAUUUUCGAUAAGCUCAACCUCAACAACGUCUACUAGUAGAACUAGCUUCAUCACCUUCUCGGCCAAAUAAUUUUCAGAAAAUGGAACCGCCGUGUGCUACCACAAUAAUUUUAGCCGACUCGUCUUAAUUACAUAAACAAGAAGAGGAAAACAAACAGAAAUAAUGGGGGGUGGUGGAAAGCUCGGAGACCCGAAAGACAUGGCUGUGGGGGCCGGCCUGCAGUGUCUUGAGGCGGCAACGCUUGGUAUGCCCUUCGAAGUAUGGAAAACUCACAUGGGAAGGUAGUGGUUUGUUGAAAACUAUGAAACUCAAAUUACAUAGACAUAGGAUCUUCUAGAAAUAAUAACGAAGAACUAGUGAAGCUGAACUAAAACCAGCAAUUAUAGUGCAGCAAUACUUCAUGUGUUGAAAAAAAACGGAGACCACUUGUAAAAAAUGCAUGCGAAUAGAAAUGAAGCGACGCGGCUGUGACCUAGGGCAGGUUUGUGUUAAUGUAGUUAGUUCCCACAUCACACUUUUUAGUCUUAGGUGGAGUCAGUCGUCCACUAAUGCACAGCAAAAAAUUAAUACAUCGCAGAUUUCGCAAUGAAGGAACGAUCGAGGCUUUUCAAAAUGUCUAUAAACGAGGUGGAGCUGGCGCAUUUUGGCAAGGGACCUCAGCGAAAAUGGUGGAAUCGGCUUCGAAGGGAGCGAUAUUGCUCUAUGCCAAGGAAGCAAUACUCAUGGGAAUGGUGCCUCUAUGCUUUGUUUGAUAUGCCACUUCGCGGAUGUUGAAUAUGAUGUCAAGAUGUAUCUACUGGAAGAGCAGGAGUUCGUAAAGGCAAACUACAUGAUAAAUAUGAAAACUUCAUACCGGCUAGCUUAUCCUGUAUCCUUAGGUCUAUCCCUACAUGCAAUACAUGAUAUGAAAACUUACUUUUACUACAGAUAGGCCUCCAUUUAUAUAAAUAUAACUACAAGUUGUUCGCGUAAGCGAGGUACAUUGGCGCCUUCAUCUGUUCACCAUCUACAACUUCUCAGGCCCACACCGGUGCAGGAGCAGGCCUCAGUGGUGUAAUCGCGGGUGCAGGUGGUGGUGUAGCACAGGUGAGUGUCAUGGGUCCCUGCACAUUUCUAGUGACUUCAAUUGUGACAGGCGACAAAAACACGAAUGUCAGCAAAAAAGUUGCAGAAACUUGGUCCCAGAAGGGAAUAAGGGGCUUUUAUCCUGGUGGAAUGGCAUUAACUUUUCGACAAGCCUCAAAUUGGGCAAGUCGACAAGGUUUCACGGAAAUCAUUCGAGAAAAAUGCGGAGUACUUAUAUUGCAUCAUCUAUUAGAACGAGUAGUUGUUGUUAAUGAGUUGCAUUGAUUCCAAUGAAAUAAAUAGGAGCUGCUCCCGCACACACUGGAAGUAGUCGCAGUAUGCGCAUAUUUAAGUUCUUGAUAUGGUAAUGAAUAUGUCAGUCUUCUACUUCAUCCUUUAUAAUGAUCUGUAGUAGUGGAAUAUGCUGUUCACGGCUUAGUACGUUACUGUAUGCUCAUCGGGUUAUCUCUUUGGGUCUGGUCUCAAAGCUGAUUUGGCAUGUCAGAUUGGAGACACAUGACAUGAUAUUUAUGAUCUCAUGUGGCUUCACAACCAUAUGCUUUCAGGAAAUGAGGCAUGGGGACGCAAAGGCGAAGCUCACUAGGGGCGAGGAAGCAAUGUGUGGCAUUCUAGGUGGUGCGCUUUCAUGUUGGAAUCAUCCAUUUGAAGUAGCGCGAAUUGAAGCCCAGGCUGCUGCAAAUGCUGGUGAGCCAACGCUCGGCAUGGUUGCAACCAUGGCCAAGGUACGUCACGAUCUCCACAUUUACUUUUUCGGUUACCCUUACCACAUGUUGCACAUUUGUUUUUUAGCAGUAGUACCUUUGAAGAACUGUACCUGUAACACUAAGGAUUAUUUAUUCUUGAUGCUGUAGACUCCUGAAAAGUUGUCUUCUGAGAUAUACUACGUGGUCUCUCCUUUUUCUCAUGCAUAAAUAUAUGUAACGAACAGGUGACGCGGGAAAAUGGACCCAUGGGUCUGUUCCAGGGCAUCGUGCCGCGACUCGGGCUCGGAAUUUGGCAGACCCUCUUCAUGGUGACGGGUGCCAAAAUUAUACGUGAAUAUAUUUAA